Epinephelus moara (kelp grouper) is the source of this 1677-nucleotide messenger RNA. RefSeq names its product pleckstrin homology domain-containing family A member 3-like. Gene Ontology annotation, biological process: retrograde transport, endosome to Golgi; receptor recycling; endosome organization. NCBI's taxonomy places the organism in Eukaryota, Metazoa, Chordata, Actinopteri, Perciformes, Serranidae. Gene Ontology annotation, cellular component: early endosome; trans-Golgi network; recycling endosome. Bases 278 to 1036 code for a protein of 252 amino acids. The transcript is spliced from 7 exons. The record is from RefSeq and is a predicted model, not a curated record.
AUUUUUUCUCCAUCAGCUGACUGCUCAUAAGUUAGCUGGUCAGUUUAUGAACAUCUUAGCACAAACUAACCGUCAGCAUGAUAUUAUUCUGCCGACACUGCCAGUCAGCUCUCACUAGUUACCAGCAGUUCACUAAUUUUUAGACACGUAGCAGCUCACGAUGGUGGUUAUUUUCUAACCCGCUGUCAGUCGAGGGUGGGAGAGCGAACGUUAGCUUAACUAGCUUGAGCUACAUCGAGAAGCUAACAGGCUAAGCUAGCCGAUGUGAGGUGCAGCCAUGGAGGGGAUUCUGUACAAAUGGACGAAUUACAUGACAGGCUGGCAGCCACGCUGGUUUGUCCUAGAGAAUGGAGUCAUCUCUUAUUAUGACAGCGAGGAUGAUGUUGGUAAAGGAAGCAAAGGAUCUAUCAAGAUGUCCGUGUGUGACAUUAAAGUUCAUCCGACAGAUCCAACGCGUCUAGAGCUGAUAAUUCCUGGUGAGCAGCAUUUUUACGUUCGAGCUGUGAACGCUGCAGAGAGACAGAGGUGGCUGGUGGCUUUAGGCUCGUCCAAAGCUGGAACACUAGACAGUCACAAACACAAAGGUCCAGAUUGUCUGAAGACAAAAAUGUCUGAACUUCGUCUGUACUGCGAUCUCCUCGUCCAGCAGGUCCAAACGAUCCAAUCACAGCACACUGCUGACACAGAGGAAACGCCCACCUCUGAGGCCUCUCUCCUCAGUGCAACCUGUGCAACUUUCAUCAGGACUUUGGAAGAGUGUAUGACCCUCGCCAACCAGAGUUUGACCCCUGACCUCCGACCUCCUGAAAGGAUGAAGAGGUCAAUCAGUCACCCAGGUACAUACAGCUUUGACAGGUCAGGGGUACUUAAGGAGUACUUGAGUGGAGGUCAACGGUCAACUCAGCGCAGAAACCGGACAUGCUCAGACAGCUCUGUUUAUGAUACUGAACGUAAGACACGCACUGCCUUUUUUAGUAUUGUCAGUGGUGGAAAAGAACUCAGAGUAGAAGCAGCGAUACCCCAGUGUUUAGGCUAAAUACUCAGAAUAUAUGAAGGAGUCCUAAAGCUAAAUUUAAUACCUUUGAAGACCUUUUUCAUACAUCGCUCUUUUUGAGUUCUAACUGGUUACAUCAGUGAGGUUGCGGCCAAAAAGUCAAAGUGUAGUAGGGCAAAGUCAUAGUAUAUUAUGUCAUAAAAAUCUAAUCAAAAAAGUUCUAGUUCUAGUCAUGAAGAAAAAUCACAAUAUAGUAUGUCAUGAAAAGUCAUAGUAUACUAUGCCAUAAAAAAAUCAAGGAAAAUUCCUAGUACAGUAUGUCAUUUUAAAAAAUGAAAGUCAUACAGUAGUAUAGUAUAGUGUGUCAUGAAAAAAGCAGUACAGUAUGUCAUUAUGACAGGCCAUAGUCUAGUUUACCAAGAAAAAAUCCUAAAAAAAUUCAUUGUAUAGUAUUUCUUAAAAUUUAAAAAAAAAAAAGAUCAUAGUUUUGCUAAAAUUAUGUCAUGAAAAUUUUGUUAAUUUUGUUGACCCCCCAAAUCAUAAAACAUCAUAGUAUAAUAUGCCACAAAAUUUAUUAAAAACUUUACAGUAUUGUAUAUAUAGUAUAGUAAACUUUUUAAGACACUAAGUAAUAGUAUAUUUUGCCUAAAAAAAGUCAGUAUAGUUUGCCAUAAAAAAGCCGU